CUCUAGUCACAGAAAGUUGGAGGUGGCGGUUGGUGAGUGGUGACUCUGUGCUCGGCGUAACUCGGCACGAGUCGGACCGGAUCGGUUUUCCGCGAAAUUUCUUUCAGUGUGUUAAAUUUUCAAAGGCGCAUCAGGAACCUUGUCAUACGUGUCGUAGCCGAGGAUGGGUCUGCUCUCCGAAGGAAGUCCCUUGAGUUGGGAAGAGACGAAGAAGCUGUCCGAUCACGUGCGCAAACAUGGAGUUAUACAAUUUAUUAACCUGUAUAAGAGACUCAGAGAUCGACAAGGUGACGUUCUCAAGUGGGGCGACGAGGUGGAAUACAUGCUCAUAAAAUUUGACGAUGAAGCAAAAACUGCGAAACUCAGUUUGAGAGGUGCGGAAAUAUUAAAAGUCUUAAAUGAGAAAGAGAAUGAAAAUCCAGAUAAUGUAAAGUCACUAUGGAGACCAGAGUAUGGCGCGUACAUGCUUGAAGGAACUCCAGGAAAACCAUAUGGAGGACUCUUAGCUCAUUUCAAUGUUGUUGAGGCUAAUAUGCGCUAUCGAAGGCAAGAAGCGACGAAAUUACUUCAAUCAAAUGAAGUUCUGAUGUCACUGACAGUUUUCCCAAGGGUAGGAGCUCCAGAUUUUACUGAUCCUCCUAGUCAUCCGACACCCAGUGCUGGUGCUUCCAGGAGCUUGUUCUUUCCUGACGAAGCUAUAUUUCCCGGUCAUCCACGUUUCAAAACGUUGACCAGAAAUAUAAGAGAACGUCGUCGCGAGAAAGUGGCCAUAAACAUUCCUAUUUACAGAGAUGAAAAUGUACCGUUAUUAUUCAAAGAAGACCUCAUCAGCAAAGGAGAUGAUGGAUCGUCCUCUAAAGCGGCCGAAGAUAAUCACAUUUACAUGGAUGCAAUGGGUUUCGGGAUGGGAUGCUGUUGUUUGCAACUCACUUUUCAGGCGUGUAAUAUAGAAGAAGCCAGAACAUUGUACGAUCAGUUGACACCUUUAUGCCCAAUCAUGUUGGCUCUAACCGCGGCCAGUCCGUUUUAUCGAGGUUACAUAAGCGACGUUGACUGUCGAUGGAACAUCAUAUCUUCUUCAGUGGAUUGCAGAACGCGGGAAGAGCGUGGGUUGAUACCUCUGAAAGAGAAUAAAUUUAGAAUCAGUAAGUCCAGGUAUGACUCUAUUGAUUCGUAUCUCAGUGAACAAGGAGAAAAAUAUAACGACGUCCCUUUAACAUAUGAUAACGAGAUAUACAAGCAACUUUUGGACAACGGGAUCGAUAAGUUGCUUGCGCAACAUAUAGCUCAUUUGUUCAUCAGAGAUAGCGUCUCCUUGUUCUCCGAGAAAGUACAUCAGAACGACCUAGAAGAUACGGAUCAUUUCGAGAAUAUACAGUCUACUAAUUGGCAAACUAUGCGCUUCAAACCGCCACCGCCAAACUCGUCGAUCGGCUGGCGCGUAGAGUUCCGUCCAUGUGAAGUGCAGAUCACGGACUUCGAGAACGCCGCGAUAGUUUGCUUCACGGUGCUAUUGACGAGAGUUAUCCUGAGCUACAAGCUGAAUCUUCUAAUCCCUAUCAGUAAAGUUGACCAAAAUAUGGCUAGGGCGCAGAAAAGGGAUGCGGUUAAAGUGGAGAAGUUCUGGUUCCGUCGUGAUAUCACUUCGGACGCUAAAAAACCCGAUGACGUUCAAACGGAGUACACUGAAUUUACAAUCAACGAGAUCAUUAACGGAAAGGAUGGUGGUUUUCCUGGCCUUGUACCGCUAGUAAAUUCUUAUCUCGCCAAUAUGGACGUGGACGCUGAUACGCAUUGCACUAUUCAAAGAUACAUCAAAUUAAUACAAAAACGAGCCUCCGGGGAGGUUUUAACGACUGCCGCUUGGCUUAGGAAAGAGGUUAUUUCACAUCCCGAAUACAAGCACGAUGCUGUAAUAACACAGCGCAUCAAUUAUGAUCUGCUGAAAAAGAUCCAAGAUAUCGUUUCCAACGAGGUGGAGUGUCCAGAGUUACUCGGACAAUGUGUAUCAUCUAAAACCACCGAGACCAUACCCGCUGCUGUUGCGAAAGCAGAAAACUGUUCAACAACAAAUUGUUAACGACGACUCUAAGCAUUUCAGGUAAAUCGGAGAAUAUCCGUUUUGUAACAUUAUUAUGCAUACUUAAUAGCAUUAACUUACGUGAUUAGAUAAGUAUAUUUCUGUGUUGUUUACUGUUUUUUAUCCGUGUAAUACGAAAGAAACGAGAAUAGUGCAAGAGAAAACUAUAUUUGUAAUUUUAUAUUCCAUUUGUUAUACGUGUUAUAUUGCUUUUAUCUACCAAAUAUGUGAAUGUAUGUGAAAAAAGAAAAAAAUUCCGUGAUUUUCGAGUUUUAUGAGGAAAAAUGGCAUUGUAAAUAUAUAUGUAUAAGUUUAGUAAAUAUCGCUGUAUAUAAUGAUAAAACAACUAAAUCACAUUUCAUGGAACUCAAUAUGCGAUUUGUUUCAAAAUUAUUCGGAUUGAAAGAUAUGUUUACAUAUAUAUAAAAAAUUAAAUAAUCAAGCGGUAACAAAUUUAUUAGUGUGUAUAAACAAUCUGUAUGAUUCAAAAGUUUAUUUUUUCACAGUUACGUGUUUAAUAACUAAUCCAGUGCUUGUUUAAUGAACAAUCUUAAUUUUAAGAACGCUCGUAUAUUUAUUGCAAUAUCACACAAUUAAAACUUUGCAAUAUGGGAACAUCAACCAAUUUUAAGGAGUUUAUUCAUUUAAAAUAAAAUAUUUAAAAUUACACAAAAAUUUAACGUAAUAUUUAUUGUAGUAAAACACACAUUCCUACUUAGUUUUAUGCACCGUUCAAAAAUUUAGUACUGAAUAUCGCAAUUUUGCAUAUAUAACUUUAUGAUAGAAGCAAUAUAGAUGACCAUUAUUUCAGUAUAAUUUUGUAAAAAGUAAUAUUCAAAUAAAAGCGGUUUAGAGCAGUCGCCCGGUAAGCGAAAGAUCCGGGUUCGAGUCCCGGCCUAGCAAACCGCGCUUUCGAUAUUUUUCUCUCUCUGGAACGAGAAAGAAACGCAGAUCCCGAAUGCACGACGUCCCGCCGCUAUCUAAUACGCCUUCCUCCUUCUAUGGAAAGCUUUCUGUUAUAAAUAGCAUUAUAUUGAAUUAAACAUGGCAAGAUAAUAUCAAAAUUAAUUUCAAAUUAACAUUUAUUAUUUAGAUAUUAAAAUAAAUAUAUAGGAAUAUAAUUUUAUUCGGUAAAUAGUGAAUUUAUAAGUAAUUCCCUUGAUGCACCACUGAAAAUUCGCCCAUUGGGCGUCCUGAAAAUACAUAUCUGGCGAAUAAUCUCCUUAAGCUUAUGCUAUGUAUCCUUUCUUUUUCUGUCGCAAAUAUUUGCCAUGUCAACAGUAUGAUACUUAACUAAUAACUAAUAAUCAAUUUAUACAGCAGUAGUUACUAAAUUUCUAAAUUGCAUAUAUAUUUUCAAUACUACUUCUUUUUCUGUGAAAGAAACAAUAAUAGUGCAAGAAAGAACUAUAUUUGUAAUUUUAUAUUCUAUUUGUUAUACAUAUUGCAUUGCUUUUUACCAAAUGUAAAUGUAUGUGAUAAGAGGGAAAAAUAUAUACAAUGAGAUAUGCCAACGAAAUUACAUUCCACAGAAUUAAAUUUAUGUGCAAAUCGUUUAAAAAAUAUACGAAUUGAUAAAUCAUUGCGAAUAUAUUGAAAAAAUAAUUAAUCGAACAAAUUAUAAUAAAUUUAUUUAUUAGUAUAUUGAUGACGCGGCGUAUAUAGGUAGUUAAAACUAACAGAAGUUUCAAUGUUAUUUGCUUUAUUAAGAUCAAAGUUCAAUAAUCUUUGUACCAAUUUUUACUUACCCUUUUAUCAAUCUUAUCUAAUGGUUGACAAUAUUUAUGCGAGUUAGUUUUGAUCACGAUGUUAUAAGCAAUUCUUGCAAUUCUCGCGUCCGAAUAAAUAAUUUCCCUUCAACUUUUUUUAUUCAGUUAAAAUGUUCUUAAAAUGUAUCAAAAUUGUUGAAAAACUAGAAUUUAGUUCUCAUUUUUUAAAUUUUAUAUUAAAAAUCUGCGCCAAAAAUUGUGUGAGCACGUUGACAAAAAGAUCAUUUAGACGGCCGUUUGCAGGAAUUGCAUUCACAUGAAUUUUUAUUUAAUAAUCAAACAUAGGCAACUCGUCCGAGAUGUAUGUAUAUUAUCUUUAUUAGUUAUCUUCCAGUAUGUUUUCGUAUAUACAAUAUUUCACAGUAUAUACAAUAUGUACACAGUAUUUCCAGAUCAUGUUAGAUGGUACUAUAAUUUUACAAUAAUUUUUUGUUCAACAUACAUCAAUUUAAUAUGUUUGAAUUAUAAGGAUUUAGGAAUUAUAUGCAGAAUAUUUAGGUGCUAAAUCUUUAGAUAAUCCAUGUGACAAGUGUGAUCAAAAAGAAAAAUAUAAUAUGUACAUGUAUAUAUAUACUUAUAUAUGUAUGUGUGUGUGUGUGUGUGUGUGCAUAUAUAUAUAUAUAUAUAUAUAUAUAUAUAUGUAUGUAUAUAUAAAAUAUAGAUAUGUACUUAAGAUUAAAAAUAACUGUACAAAAAUAUGACAUAUAUUUCUAACAUGCUAGCCUUUGGAGAAUAUAAAUUAUACAAAAUAAAUUGUAAAAUAAAAAAGAUAUAUAAACCAUAAUAAGAGAGGUAGCAGAAUGUCUAUGGAAGAAAGCUUGAUAUUUUGAUACAAUCAUUUCCUAAAAUCUUGAACUUUCCUCCUGGGAAAAGGAAUACAUUGUAUAUACAUAUAUCCUUAUAAUACUUCUCACAAAUAGGAAAGAAAUGACUUUAAAUUGAAUUGUUAUUAUUUAAAUAAAGCAAUAAUUACGUACCUCCUA
Molecule: messenger RNA, 4832 nt
Organism: Odontomachus brunneus
Lineage: Eukaryota; Metazoa; Arthropoda; Insecta; Hymenoptera; Formicidae
Gene: Gclc
Product: glutamate--cysteine ligase catalytic subunit
Exons: 9
Coding region: 164-2080 (638 amino acids)
Biological process (GO): glutathione biosynthetic process
Cellular component (GO): glutamate-cysteine ligase complex
Molecular function (GO): glutamate-cysteine ligase activity
Source: RefSeq, a predicted model, not a curated record